CGCGGUACUGCACAAGGGUCCAGCAUAACCUACAGCUGUGACUCUGUUUACCAGAGCCCCGUUUCCUGCUUGCUGUCUAGCAACUCUAAGGUAGUUGUUGGAGCAACUCACCAAACACAUUCUUAUCUCCUGUCCUUUGAUCGCCGUUUCUUGCCAUGGUCUGGUAGUACGCUCUUGCCACUCCAUUUGGACGCUUUUGCCGCGUUCAGUUGCUACUAUCUACCAGAUUAAGAAGUCAUACUAUAAGGACUCAGCUCACCCUCGACGGCACCGUCCGGUGUAUCUCGGCAAGCUCCGGCGCUCCGCCUGCGGGGGAUCGCAAUAAGGCGGGGCAUCUGGGGGCCGUUGGGUCGGAAUUGGGAGCAUGUCAUCAUCCUCUGCUUAGUGCCGUCCUUAAUCUGAGAACAUACAUCUGCAUCCAAGCAAUCCGAUUGCUUCUUUCAAACUCGUUUUUCCAGUUGGACAAGGCAUUCAGGGUCACGCAAGAAUGGCGGCCACGCUUGAGUCCGACAUUCAGUACCUCAAAAGCCUUCGGGCCGUCCGAGAGCGCUCGCGGAUCGUGCUUGAAGCGGCCCGAAAUGGGGGCCUCAGUAACUUUGAGCUUGACGAAUCGUGGAUGAAAGAGACGGCGGAAUUUGUUGCCGGUGUCAUUUCGCGAGACUUUGGCCCCGACCGAUAUGCAGAGAUCCCGCCCCAUGGACGAUGGGAGCAUUUUAGUAUCGGCGGCAUUCCGCGGCUGGAGAACCUGGUGAAGAAGUGGCAAGAUAGCGAGGUGCCCGAUGUGGAAAUCACUCGGCGCCUGAUUGACCUCUUUUUCGUGUCUGUGCUGCUCGACGCUGGCGCGGGCGACACCUGGGCGUUCCGCGAGCCUGGAGGCGACCAGGCGUAUGGCCGCAGUGAAGGCAUCGCGGUCGCGUCGCUGUACAUGUUCAACGACGGGGCGUUCAGUGCAUCCACGGAUGGCAACAAGGCCACAGUGGACGUUGGCCCCCAGAAUCCCAUUGUCGGCGCUGCAUCCAGGAUUGAGCUGCUCAACAGCUUUGGAAAGUCCCUGCUCUCGCUUCCAGAGAUUUUUGGCGCAACUGGACGACCAGGGCUGCUUGUUGACCAUUUGCUCGCUAUCAGCAAGGACAAUGAUCUAGACUACGAAGCCCUCUGGGAUAUCCUGCAGAGGCUUCUUCUCCCUGCGUGGCCGUCAAAUCGCCCGCGUAUCAACGGCCAGCCCAUUGGGGACGCAUGGCCGCUUCGCGUAUUACAGGAGAGAUCUGGCGACAGCGGGAAUCCAACGACGGGAAUCCAUCCGUUCCACAAGCUCACCCAAUGGCUCGGAUAUUCCCUCACCGUGCCAUUCAUGAAGAUCCUCAAGCGCAAAUGGAUCAACAUCGACAAAGGAACUGGUUUGCCCGAGUAUCGAAACGGAGGCCUUUUUGUCGACAUGGGCGUCUUGAAGUUGAAGCCAGAGGUUCUCGCCCAGGGACUCGAGGCGUCAGGUCAGGCGCUGCCGCUCUUCCCAUCCACCGGAGAUGUGAUCGUGGAGUGGCGAGCCAUGACGGUCGCCCUUCUUGAUGAGCUGCAUAAGCACAUUAACGAUAUCCUGGCGCCUCAGGGAGUUUCCCUCUCGUUGCCACAGCUGCUGGAGGCUGGAUCUUGGAAGAGCGGCCGGGAGCUGGCUGCCAAGCAUCGGCCGGAGACUCGAUCGAGUCCGAUAUUGAUUGAAGGCGAUGGAACUCUGUUCUAGACGGGCCUUGCUGAUGGAUGUGC
This is a messenger RNA of Trichoderma reesei QM6a, 1761 nucleotides long. RefSeq lists its product as uncharacterized. Bases 488 to 1738 code for a protein of 416 amino acids. The record is from RefSeq and is a predicted model, not a curated record. The transcript is spliced from 6 exons. NCBI's taxonomy places the organism in Eukaryota, Fungi, Ascomycota, Sordariomycetes, Hypocreales, Hypocreaceae.